This is a messenger RNA of Brassica napus (rape), 1521 nucleotides long. Its product is annotated as RNA-binding protein, mRNA-processing factor 2a. The record is from RefSeq and is a predicted model, not a curated record. Gene Ontology annotation, molecular function: mRNA binding. The coding region runs from base 102 to 1112 and encodes 336 amino acids. The transcript is spliced from 9 exons. Lineage: Eukaryota; Viridiplantae; Streptophyta; Magnoliopsida; Brassicales; Brassicaceae.
UUGUCCUUCGUUAAUUCUUCCGCCGAGCAAAUCGCUCUCUCUCUCUCUCUCUCUCUCUCUCUCUCCUCUUAGGGUUUCCUUUCUCUCUCUCUCUCCAUCGCAUGGCCGGCGCCGGAAUCCACCCUUACCACCAGCAGUGGCCGCCUACAGGAGCUCCGCCUCCUCCGUCCGCAGUAUCAUCAGCUCCUCCACCACAUCCCCCGCCUGUACAUCAUCAUCACCCUCCUCCCCCUGGUUUAGCUGAUCGUCCUCCUUAUGACGAGCUUCGGACAAUCUUCAUCGCGGGGCUUCCCGAUGAUGUGAAAGAGAGAGAGCUUCUGAACCUCUUAAGAUGGUUGCCAGGUUAUGAGGCUUCUCAGGUGAACUUCAAGGGAGAGAAGCCCAUGGGUUUUGCUCUCUUCUCCACUGCACAGUUUGCAUUGGCUGCCAGAGAUGCCCUUCAGCAUCUGGUGUUUGAUGCGGAGUCAAAGUCUGUGUUACACGCAGAGAUGGCCAAGAAGAAUCUCUUUGUUAAAAGAGGAAUCGUUGGGGAUUCAAAUGCUUAUGAUCAAAGUAAGCGCCUAAGAACUGGUGGUGACUGCACACACUCUGUUUAUAGUCCGUCUCCCUUCCACCCUCCACCACCUCAAGUUUGGGGUCCACCUCAUGGGUAUUUAUCACCCGCAGCUCCACCAUAUGAUCCGUAUGGAGGGUACCAUGCUCCCCCUGUACCAAUGCCUCCGUCUGCACCUAUAGCAGCUCCUAGUUCUUAUGUGCCUGUCCAGAAUGUUAAGGAUAAUCCUCCUUGCAAUACCCUUUUUAUUGGGAAUCUCGGAGAGAAUAUAAACGAAGAAGAGUUGAGGAGCCUGUUGAGCGCGCAGCCUGGUUUCAAGCAAAUGAAAAUUCUGAGACAAGAAAGGCAUACUGUUUGCUUUAUUGAAUUCGAGGAUGUGAAUAGUGCCACAAACGUUCACCAUAAUUUGCAAGGUGCUGUCAUUCCAAGCUCUGGUUCAGUUGGCAUGAGGAUCCAGUUUUCCAAGAAUCCAUAUGGGAAAAGGAAGGAAGGUGGCGGCCAUUCUUUCUUUCCUUCUCCGAGCGCAAAUGGAGCUCAAGGAGCCUUGACGUAUCAGUAGGCCUUGAAGGGGGAUGUACUCUCUUCUCUAUCUCCCAACAACUGCACGAAUAGGAUGCAUCUUGCAGGCAGUCUGCAUUUGCAUCCAUUUCAUUAUCGACAUUUAUAAGCAUCAGCAUAUGAUGGAUGCAUAUAGUGACAUAUUAGCUUUGCUACAUGCAUUUUCAAGUGUGGUUUUUAAAUCUCUAGGAGUUGGGUUUACCUUUGUUUGUCUUCUUGAUGCUUUAACGCAUUUACGUUGUGGGAUCCAUUUUCGUAAUUAUGUUUACGCAUUUACUUUGUGAAACUCCAUUGCUAUGUCACUACAUUAGAUCGUAGCAUGUUGACAUUCAUCAAACAUUGUUUCACUGCAUGGCUAAAACAUUGCUUCUUGCCAUGUGAUGGAUGAAUAUAAUGUGUUAUCAUCAACA